Molecule: messenger RNA, 2054 nt
Organism: Hyla sarda
Lineage: Eukaryota; Metazoa; Chordata; Amphibia; Anura; Hylidae
Gene: D2HGDH
Product: D-2-hydroxyglutarate dehydrogenase
Exons: 12
Coding region: 16-1869 (617 amino acids)
Cellular component (GO): mitochondrion
Molecular function (GO): catalytic activity; FAD binding
Source: RefSeq, a predicted model, not a curated record
GCUGCGCCGAGGAACAUGCAUCCUUCAUGUCGUGUGACCUGCGUCCUUAGAAUACAGAGCAGGAGGAGGGGAGGUGAGGAGCUGUGUACUCAGCUGGAUGAGAUGCGGGGUUGUGGCUUAUUUCUCUCAUGCAGACAGAGAAAAGAAAAUGCUCUGACAUCUUGUCCACAACAUUGCCGACUUGUGGACAACAGUAAAAGAAAACCCUCUGAACUACAGAACUUCCUGCCCAACAAACAGGCAGCACAGUCUGAGUUAAAGUCCUAUCCCGACAACAUGGCAGAAGAGAACAACAUAACAAGGUUAAGCAUGAGCUAUUUAGGACUAAAACGGUGUCACAGAAAAUUAUUGGAUGCAAUGAGGACCCUUCAACUGGUUGACCCUCAAUGGGGUCAGAUCUCUAUAAGCUACAGAUUUAUGAGUCAAGCGAAAGAUCCACCACUCACUGCCGAAAGGUACAGAGUGUCCCGUCUGCCUUUCUCAGAAGUCUCACCGGAAGAUGUCCGUCAGUUUCAAAAAAUAAUUCCUGGUAGAGUUAUCACCGAUGAAGAUGACUUGAAAGUACAUAAUAUUGACUGGUUACGCACUGUAAGAGGACAUAGCAAAGUACUUUUAAAGCCCCGGACUACAGAAGAGGUUUCUAAGAUCCUGAAGUAUUGUAAUGAAAGGAGCCUGGCUGUAACACCUCAGGGAGGAAACACAGGCUUAGUUGGAGGCAGUGUCCCUGUGUUCGAUGAGAUCCUCAUCUCCACCACCCUCAUGGACCAGGUGAUCAGUUUUGAUGAUAUUUCUGGUGUCCUAGUAUGCCAGGCUGGUUGUGUUUUAGAUUCGCUGAACCAGUAUCUUGGAGAACGGGGUUACACAAUGCCACUAGAUUUAGGAGCAAAGGGAAGCUGUCACAUAGGGGGAAACCUGGCCACAAAUGCUGGUGGUCUCAGACUUCUGCGGUAUGGAUCCCUACGAGGGACAGUCUUGGGAAUAGAAGCGGUUCUUCCUGACGGAUCAAUUCUGGACUGUCUCAAUUCCCUGCGCAAAGAUAACACAGGCUAUGAUCUAAAGCAGCUGUUCAUUGGCUCAGAAGGAACUUUAGGCAUUAUAACUGCUUUAUCAAUUAUGUGCCCACGCAAACCCAGUGCAGUAAAUGUGGCCUUUUUAGGAUGUGAAGAAUUCAGCAAAGUUUUGCAGGUGUUUACAUUGUGCAGAGAUCAACUUGGAGAGAUUCUGUCUGCCUGUGAGUUCAUGGACUCGGAGUCUAUGAGGAUGGUGCAAACACAUCUAAAACUUGUUAACCCUUUACCAGACAAUGAAUUCUACGUAUUGGUAGAAACCUCUGGAUCUUAUGGAAAGCAUGAUGAGGAGAAACUUAAUAUAUUUCUGGAGAAGGCAGUGGACUCUGGAUUUGUGACAUCGGGGACUGUAGCUACAGAUCAGGGUAAAAUAAUGUCCCUGUGGGCCCUCCGGGAACGUAUCACAGAGGCUUUGGCCCAUGAUGGUUAUGUCUUCAAAUAUGACCUGUCCGUACCCGUGGAGAAACUGUAUACACUGGUGGAAGAAACAAGGGCUCGCAUAGGGUCUGCUGCUCAAUGUGUCGUUGGUUAUGGACAUUUAGGUGAUGGAAACCUGCAUUUAAACAUCACGGCAAAGUCGCACAGUGAGGCCUUACAGUCAGCCCUGGAGCCUUUUGUGUAUGAAUGGACAUCUAAACACAGCGGCAGUAUCAGUGCUGAGCAUGGACUUGGAUUCAAAAAGAGGGACCACAUUUAUUACAGCAAAUCCAGAGGCGCAGUGCACGUUAUGCAGCAGAUUAAACAUAUGCUGGAUCCAAAUGGCAUUAUGAACCCAUACAAGACUGUGCCUGCAGCUGACUGAUCAAACCACUGACAUCUAAACAAGCAGUAAAACUGGUUAAAGGAUAUGAUAAAAUUAGUUGACAGUUUUAUAAUUCUUUCCCAAUAUUUUUACUUUUUUUUAUAAUGUAUAGAAACAAUCAUUGUAUAUAACUUGUAUAGUGAAAUAAAAAAUAUAUAGCAAUUCUGACUGUAUUGGUGACCAUG